Neurospora tetraspora is the source of this 5258-nucleotide messenger RNA. RefSeq lists its product as uncharacterized. The transcript is spliced from 3 exons. Lineage: Eukaryota; Fungi; Ascomycota; Sordariomycetes; Sordariales; Sordariaceae. Bases 200 to 5089 code for a protein of 1629 amino acids. The record is from RefSeq and is a predicted model, not a curated record.
UUCGACAUCUUUUCCAUCACACCCUUUUCACCCAACCAGACAACGCUGCAACCCGCUGGGCACUCAGCGAAUGCCAAGCCUAGAUCCAACCAUUGAGACAAGGUGAAGCAAAGCCGACUCCCUGACACGUUGAAAGCUGAGGCCGGCUCAAACAAGUCUGUGCAGCAAAAGUUACAGAGUGAAUUACACCUGCUUUAACAUGGAGCGCGGACGUGGCCGCGGGCGCGCGACCAAGAAAAUGCGUGGGACCCUUUCAUCGACCUCUCACCAACAACACAACCAACAGUUUAAUAGUCAACAGCCGCAACAUCAACAGCGUCAUAUUGCUCAGCAGCACGAAUUCGAGCAUCAAUUUCAGAUUACACCCUUUCCCCAAGCCAAUGGCUUUCACCACACCAAUACCAUAGAUAACCCUUCCAUUCCUGGCAGCAACUCACAUGCGCCUCACCCCUCCUCCACCUACACCCCCUUUUCGGAUCUGACCACUCAGAAUCCUCCAUUCCCCUUUACAUCGCAUUUGCAGAACAAUCAACCACACCAUUUGCAGAUGCAUGGGCAUCAGACCCAGGGCCAUCAAUUUCAGCAACAACAUCAACAGCAGCAAGAAGCGCCGACACAUCAGCGCGCUCCUUCAACCGGCUCCCGCCGAGGUGGUAGGAGCAAGCAAGUCGUUUAUCCAAACCAUCAACAGCGCCGCACUGCUUCUCCAUCGGCGCCUGAUUUGACCUCUUCCUUCCGCGUCACUCCAUUCACCUUCGAGGCCCCUUCGAGCAGUGCCAUGCCUGCUGGCAACUCAUCAGCUCGCAAAAGGUCCAGGACCUUUGACUCCUCUCAUGAAGCCACUAUUGAGGACAAUAGCAAAGGCGGUCACUCUCUUAGGAAGCGUGCACGGCUCAACUACAGCCAGGAACAGAUUGAUGAUGAAUUUGGCGGUGCCGCCGCCAGAGCCGAUAGGCCUGCCGGCACACCAACGACCCGCGGACGCCGGCGAAGGGGUACCCAAGGGGAGUCUGAGGGUGAAGAACUCAUGGACCAUGAUCAUACGGCCUUGCGGAACAAGCGGAGCAACAAGUCUCCGGCUCCUGCACGUAACUCAUCCUCUCACCGGAAGCCAGCGGGUAAGAAGCCAGCUACGGCGCAGAGCACUUAUGUUGAGCAUCAGUCAGACAACGACGUGCAAGAUACCAUCUUGGUCGGUGUCUCUAUGGAUGAGAUACCCGAGGUAGAGGAAGAGUUGGAACAGUCGGCCGUUGAAGGUGCAUCCGCGGACAAUCAGUCGUCAAAGUCCAACGGAACCGGUGCUGUCUCGCAAGGUGAACAGCCAUUGCUUCGCGCUGCUGAUACUAGAGGAACGGUCAGUAAAGGCCUUCAGCCGCGUCAGCCUGGUGAUGAAGCCGGACAGGCGCCCAAGGAUAUUUCGCUCCAGUCACAAACUCAUCCCGCAUCGCAUGGCAACAUUGAAAGCACCAGCAAUGAGGAUGAAUCGACUCUAAAUCCAUCAAUACGGGAGAAUGAUAACACCGCUUCUUCCAACGAAACUUCAGCCAAUGAGCGAGGCUCACAUCAUGUAACCGCCAUGUCGAACGAGAUUGAGACAUCACGUCCAUCGGAACACCCCCAGAGUCACCAAAAUCUGCUCCAUGAUGGGCCUUUUAAGGUAGAGCCCACAGAGCAAGAUGAAGCAACCCAUUUGCACUCCGUGCCAGAAUUGAUUCCACAAGCUCAUCCCUCGCCACCGACCUCUUCUUCCAAGUUCAACUCUCACCCAGGCAAUCGCUCUCCAUCCCCUCCCAACACCACACAAGGUAGUGAUUCGGUUGCGACAGCCUCCCCAUCGUCUUCUUCUCGGACGGUACUACCUCCCAAGCCGGGUUUCCCUCCUCGCCUAAAGAACCUCGAGAAGGUCUAUAGCCUCGAGACACCUACAGCUGCUUCUCUGAAGCUCACACCCUACGUGGACGAUGAUGUUACACACCCUGGCCCUUUUACUGAAAGGCUUGUCCUGGAUACUACGACCAAGGCUAAUCCUACGCCUAUACCAACACCGGCCACCUCACCGGCUCCCACACCUGCACAGGCGGUACCGGUCGCACCGGCCGCCGUCCCAGAACUCACGUCUACUGAACUCCAUUGGGAUGGGCGCCGCAAGCUGAAGACGGAAGAGUUUUACAAACUCUGGCGACAGGAAACUGGAAAGAUGGUGGCGAGCGGGCAACCUCGUAUGUCGAUGAAGGAGUUUAGAGACACCUACUACAUUCCACGGCUGAAGGAGGCACAGGCUGAGUCUGGACGCGGAGUAUCGGAAACACUCCCCCCAAUAGAGCCAGCUCCCUUGGCAAAGGUGAAGCAAGCCUCUCGUCCAACAGGGCAAUCAUCCGAUGAUAUGCCGCAGACGGAACCUCCGACUGCCGCGCCUUCUCCCUCUGAGAUGGUGGAUGAGGAAGAUCUGGCAACCGGAUCUGUAGCCGACGAUGAAGAUGGGCAGUAUGUCAAUGGGCCGGUAUUUGACUCCGAAAAAGCCGCUGGCUCUAUAGAGCCCUUAGAGGUGGUCCGACAGCCACGGAAGCAGUGGUCAUUCCCCAAGAUUCGCGACGUCCAAGACUUUGCGGAUGUCUUGGAAGACUACCAGGACAUGGACAAUGCCACGCUCUACAAGCUGGCCGAAGCCGUUGCGGAAACCCUCAACGUCUGGCAGACAGAAUUUCGCGAGCUCAGGAAGGUUAUUGACGAUGAGGACAAUGCAGAGCGCCGCAAGAAGAAUGAUGUCUCGAUCGUCAACUGGGAAAACCGGCUGAAAGCAGAAGAUGCGCCUCAUUUCCGUCGCCAUUAUGAUGAACCCACCAAGGGACCGCCCGCCUUCGAACUCAAGGGUGUUCGCGCACCGAAGCCUUCGUCAGAUGAUCCCAUCUACGAGCACCAAAAGGACCAGGAUAAGAUCAUGGCCGCAGCAUAUGGCUUCAAGCACAAUCCCCACGCCAACGCGGUUGGUAGACAAAACAUCGAAGAGCAACGUUGGGACAUCACGGAGACCCGACCCCACAGGAAAGGUGCUGGAAAGGCUGAGCUUGCCGAAGAAAACGUUGUUGAAGGAAAGCGGGUUCGCAAACCCCGCAACCUCUCGGAUCAAAGCAAAGAUCCUAGUCGUGCUGGCACCCCUACAGGCGGUCCAUCUGCUGUUGUCGGGCGGCGUGGCAAGCGCAAGCAACUGGCUUCCAAUGACGAUUCGGUUGAGCCGUCUGACCAAACUCCGGCCACAGAGAUUGCUCCUGAGCCUGUAGUCCGCAAGCGACGCGGACCGAAGCCCAAAGCACUUAUUUUGGCAGAGCAAGCCCAGCAAGCCAAGGAGGCGCAAGAAGCUAAGGAGGCACAAGAGGCAUUGGAAGCUGAGCAAGCUGGUCAAGCUGACCAAGCUAAGGAGCCUCAGCAGGAUGUGGAAGCCCAGAUUGCUGAGGAAGUUCAGGAAUCUCAGGAAGUGCCACAGGGUGAUGACGCGGCUAGCCUAGCACCCGAGGAACCCAAGGCUGAAGAGACCCCUUUGCCAGUAGAAAAGCCAAAACCUGGCCGCAAACGUGGUGGUGCACCGGCUGCUCCUCCUGCCAUUGAGGACACCCCUGCCCCUACGCCUGCUCCCACGGAAACUGAGGAGGGAAAGACUAAGCGUCAGCGUCAGCCUAAGGUGGUACUUCCUCCCGUGCAAGAGAUCGCUCCGCAAUCUUUUUAUAACAACCCUGUUCCCCUGGAUAAUGGUGCUCCAGAGACAUCGCCCCAAGAGCAGCAGGUGCAGAGGCCGUCCACUGCAUCGUCGGAGGGCACCAACGAUACAGCCGGUACCCCGGAGUCGAGUUAUUCGUUGCGUGAUAAGCGAAAACGCAACUUUGCGCUCGAGAACGACCCUGAGCUUGAGCCGAGGCAACAGAAGCGAGCUCGCAACACCAUGCCCACCAAACCGGAGAGCCAUGAGCCUAAGAAGCGUGGCCCUAAGAAGAAGAACGCGAAUGUGACGAGUCAGCCUGCUUCAGCACCUCCUCCACCACCUCCGGCACUUGCACCGCAGCAGCCUGUAGGAGGAUUGAAAGCACCCGCCUUGUUCUUCAACAAUGGACCGCCUCCCAUUGCUCCGGCACCUGGUCCAUCUCCCUUUAUGCAUACAUUUAACGCCGCUCCAGCCUUCCCACCUGGCGGUCCUCCGCCGCAAGUUCCCGCACCACCGGCUAUCACCAAGCCGUUGACUCGUAUCAAGAUCAAGAACCCAGGACCCCCUCCGAUGGGUCAUAGCUUUGCCCAAGUGCCUCCCCAGGCAGCCCCUCCCGUCAACAAUGGCCCGCAUCCUACCUUGAAGGGCCCAGGUAAAGCACCUCGGGCUCCGAAGGCGGCUACGCCAACCCCGCCCGAGCCCGUUGAACCCCCGAAGAUGAUGCCCAGUGGCUUUGCCCUGGCCAAUACCACGGAACCGGAUAAGCCAUAUGCGGAGAUGAGCAAGUCGGAGAAGAUGAGCUAUUCCAUGAGAAGACGCUGGGCUUCAGGUGAGAUGCAAGGGGCAGUUGAAAAGCGCCGUACGACAUUGGCCAACAAGAAGGCCGAAAAGGCGGCAACGGGCGUGACAAACGGUAACGAGCCGGGCAUGAUGUCGAUGAGCCAGACACCAGAUCCAGUUUCCGCCGGCCCCUCCACCGGCGCCUCGGCUCCGACAACACCAAGCCUUGGUCCUACCCAUACCGGGCUGCUGGCUUUGCCGCCCCAACCCCAGAACGUUCAGAACGUUCCGGGUUCUCAGGGUCACCACCAGGUGAUGCAUAGCUUCCCCCAGCUUCCACCCCAUAUGGUGCCUCCGCAUUCAAUGCCUCCGCACUCGAUGCCUCCUCAGCAAAUGCCUCCCCAACCGAUGCCGCCAAUGGCCCAAAUGGCACCGAUGUCACAACCGGGUCCGGGCCAGGGACAGAUGCCGCCGCAAAUGGCUCCGAUGCCCCCGAUGCAACAACAGAUGCCACCGAUGCACCCUCUCCAGCAUCAGCAUAUGCAGCCUCAGCCCAUGCAGUCGUUGUCUUACCCUUACCCUCACCCUCCUUCUGGGCAUGGACCCGUUGCUUAGGAGGCUAUAGACCCCCAGUUGAUGCAGUGAGCUACAUGGGAUAGGAAACCAGGAAGAUGAGGAGUGAAUGUGGGCGUACGAGGAGAGCAGCACCGUUUGGGGUUCCUCAUAAUGAUAUGAUUGGUGCCUGUACUAGACAGGCAGUCGGGUCAGUUGGGUAUUGGGUGGU